AUGCCAAAGCCUCUCGCGCCAGGCCCGGUCGCCCUCCCGCUCGUGGGCGCCCUCCCACAGAUCGGGCUCGGCAUGCUCGCGCCCGGCGUCGCCGAGCAGCCGCACCGGCGCCUCGCUGCACUGUCGCAAACGUAUGGCGACGUGAUGACGGUCAACUUUGGGCGGGAGCCCUGGCUGGUCCUCUCCUCGCCCGAAGCUGUUCACGAGGCAUUUGUGACCAAGGGCGGCGAUUUCGCCGGCCGGCCUCAGGUGGCGUCCAUGUCGCUCUCCGCGGGAAGCGGCAGGGCCGGCUUUGGCCGACCGCUGCCGGACGCGGGGCUUCGCGAGCUGCGCAGGGCCGCGUACUCAACGCUCUUCUCGGACGAGGCGGUCGCCGCCAAGCAGUCCGAACUCGAGGCGGAGGCGCACCUGCUCUCCGACCAUCUCCUCGCCACGAGCGGGACAGGCGAGCCUCUCCGGCCGUCGCUGCGCCGGUGCGUCGGGAACAUGGUGCUGCGCUUCGCCUUCUCGUCUCGCGUCCCGCUCGGUGUGCCGUCCGACAACGCCGCACGCGAGCCGCUGAGGCGGCUCGUCGGCCAGAGAGACGCCGUGCUCCGGCAAGUCAUCGCCGACCGGCGGGCGCAGCGGCGAGGGAGCGCCAGCGUCGCAGCCGCGUCGCCAGCGUCAGACAUGCUCGACGUGCUCCUCGCCUCCGACCUGCCCGAGGCAGAUGUGCUCUACGCGCUCGUCGAUUUGUUCGUCGCGGGCGUCAGCACGGUCUCGACAACGCUCGAGUGGCUCCUCCUCCUCACCGCGAGCCAGCCGCUCGUCCAAGAGCGGGCUCGCUCCGACGCCCUCUGCGCCGGGUCGGGGUACGUGGGCGCGCUCACAAAGGAGGUGCUCCGCGCUAAGCCGCCGCUCUUAUUGCCACGCACGGCGACCGUGGAGACGAGCUUGCGCGGGUUCCGCGUGCCGAGGGGGUGUGUCGUCUACGUCAACAACUGGGCGCUCGCCCACUCGGAGGCGCACUGGCACGAGCCCUCUGCGUUUCGGCCGGAGCGGUGGCUGAGAGAGGAGCGCGGCGCGGCGCGCGGCGCGGCGUCGUGCAAGUUCAUCCCCUUCUCGGUCGGCCAGCGGGCGUGCCCUGGCGUGCGGCUCGCCGAGGCGGAGCUGGAGGCGGCCUCACGCGUGCUGCUGCGCUCGCUGCGCUGGCGGCGGGCGGGGCGCCUCCCCGUCGACCUCGGCGAGGAGUACGGGCUCACGCUGGCGCCGGCCCUGAAACAGAGCCUUCGCUUCUCGCGGGUCGCGGGGGAGGCGGCCGGCGGCGGCGGCAGCGGACGGCGCGCGAGGGCCGCCGCGCCGACGAUGAAGGUGGGCCGUGGCGGCGAGAGCGACGGGCGGCCUCGCCGCGCCACACGUCGGCAGCAGAUCGCUAGUGUGGAGGAGGCGGGCGCGGUGGCGGGCGAGCGGCUGGCUGAAGCGGGCAGCGAUCGGCGCGGCGGCUGGCGGGCGAGCAAGGCGAAGGGGAACCGACGCAACCGGCGCUACGAGAAUCGGCUGCUACGAGGGGCGGUGGGGGAGUGGACGGGCGGCGAGCCAGAUGAUGAUGCAGAUAGCUCUUAGCUUUGGCGCGCAACACCCAUCGGGCAAAUGUUUGUAUUAUUACUAUUCGACGGGG
This is a messenger RNA of Emiliania huxleyi CCMP1516, 1657 nucleotides long. RefSeq lists its product as hypothetical. Gene Ontology annotation, molecular function: iron ion binding; heme binding; monooxygenase activity. Lineage: Eukaryota; Haptophyta; Isochrysidales; Noelaerhabdaceae. The record is from RefSeq and is a predicted model, not a curated record. The transcript has 7 exons. The coding region runs from base 1 to 1602 and encodes 533 amino acids.